AUGGAUAACACGGAACCACGUUCCACCUCUUCCCAGGCUGUGCAAACCGAGGCCAGCUCCCCAGUUAUUGCAACUGCUGCCUCUGUUGUAGCUGCUACUGCUGUGUCUGUCACCCCCGCUGGUGCUCAGAACCAGGUCUCAUCGUCUGCCGCUCAGACUUCGACUGCUACUCAGACUCCAGCUACCUCUUCUUCGGCUCCUGUAGUCGCCCAGUCUGCCAUAGCUGGCACUUCAUCUAACGAUAAUCAGCAUGGUAAUCUCAUCUGCCAGUGGGGUUCCUGUCGAGAAAUUUUCGAGAACCCCGAUGAGCUCUAUACUCAUCUGUGUGAUGUCCAUGUGGGGAGAAAAUCAACCAACAAUCUUUGCUUGCAGUGCCACUGGGGUACCUGUCGGACCACUACCGUCAAAAGAGAUCAUAUUACUUCCCAUAUCAGGGUCCACGUCCCUCUCAAACCCCACAAGUGUGAAAUCUGCAGCAAAUCGUUCAAGAGACCACAGGACCUCAAAAAGCAUAUCAAAACCCAUGCCGACGACUCUGUUUUGAUCCGGAGCCCAGAACCAGAUCCCACCCGUCGUCCCCCCGGUGGCCGGGGCCUUCAGCAAGCUCCACACUACGCCGCUGUUCCCCAGCAGUACGUUCAGACGUCCGUCGCACCAGCGUACGGCCUAAACGGCUACUAUCCCCAACCAACGGCUUAUGCGGCACCAGCUAGCGCUGGAUUCUACGGCGGCGGUGGCCACACCCAUGACCCCCUCCAAGGUUUGCCCCGUAAGAGGGCUGCCUUCGACGCUGAGAUGUCACAGUUCGUAGACGACGUGAAACGCCAAAAGUAUGGUCCUGGCUAUACCCCCGAGGUUGCCCACCGCCUUGCUAGUCUUCACAGUUUGGCGAGUAGCGUGGCUAUUGAGUCUGCAGCUGCCUCGGCCCACCACCACCUGGACUAUCACCCCGCUCCGCUUGCCACCGUCUCCGCAACUCACGGGCCACAUUUCCAUUAUCAGCUACCCACACCUGGGCCUAUGGUACAUACUAUGCACAAGAAGGCUGACCUGCUCGAGGCGGACAACUUCCUCACCCAGCUAUCCAGUAGUCUCUAUGAAAGCCCGGCGGCAGCGGCAGCGUCAGGGAUUUCUCAACCCGGUGUCCAUUACACCACCACCGGCGUCUCUCCCUAUAACAGAACACCAUCUUUACCCCCACCAAGCCCACACACUUCCUCAGGACACCCGACGCCUUCUGUUCACCAAAACAGCCCCACACCCGUUCUCACUCCUCCAACUUCUUAUACUUCUCACUCCCCAGCUUCCACCCAUAUGUCAAGUAUAUCCACUGGUGUAAGCUAUCCGAAUCUUCCUGCCCACACGACAACCGGGGACACGCUCCCUAGCGUCACGGCCUCCACGCUAGCUGCGUCUUUCGAUGCCGAUCAGAGACGCCGGUAUAGUGUCGGAGUUCUUCAGAAGGCUCCCCCGCCGCAAGAUGCAAUGGAAAUCGAUUCUGAAGAGCAAAUUACACUGGAAGGAUCCGAAGGGACCAGCGGUCGCAACAGUGCCAGAUCUAGCAUUGAUGUUUCUAUGAUUGAUCCAAGCCUGGAAGACCAUACACCAUCGGCGACACCUCAGAAUAAGAAACACUCGGGGCCGGAGGAUAUCCUUUCGCGAGUCGAGGCUUUCAGCGUCAUCAAAAAAUUACGCGAAGAAAUCCAGGCUGCAUUGCAAAAAAUAAAAGAUAGUUCCGAAGAUGUAGAGCUGAGGGACGAACCCGAUAGUGAAUCUCCUGUUUCAUAUCCUGAGCUGCCAACUCAGAUGUCGUCUGUCGAAGCCUCUGCGUGA
Messenger RNA from Orbilia oligospora ATCC 24927, 1833 nucleotides. RefSeq lists its product as uncharacterized. Gene Ontology annotation, biological process: positive regulation of transcription by RNA polymerase II. NCBI's taxonomy places the organism in Eukaryota, Fungi, Ascomycota, Orbiliomycetes, Orbiliales, Orbiliaceae. Gene Ontology annotation, cellular component: nucleus. The record is from RefSeq and is a predicted model, not a curated record. The coding region runs from base 1 to 1833 and encodes 610 amino acids. The transcript has 2 exons.